Molecule: messenger RNA, 5637 nt
Organism: Nomia melanderi (Alkali bee)
Lineage: Eukaryota; Metazoa; Arthropoda; Insecta; Hymenoptera; Halictidae
Cellular component (GO): plasma membrane
Source: RefSeq, a predicted model, not a curated record
AAGCUAAGCUACGUCACCGUGUACCAAUCGUUUGUUAACUUUUGAAAAUAGACCAACCUUUGGAAAUCCGGUUCUCUCUCCGUAUCGAUUGCCUUCCUCUCUUUCUUUCUUUCUUCGUUCUUCCUCUCUCUCUCUCUCUCUCUCUCCCUUUUAUCCCGUGCCUGUUUCCAAUUUCAAGCAUCAGCUCGUAGAUACGAUUGCUCGCCGCGUUAGGUUGCAAAGCAGUUUACGAGCUCGAGACAAAAAAUUCGAGAGGAGGAAAGAAAGAGCCUCUUCUCGAACGAGAAGGUUCGUCGGAUCGAUUUUGCACCCUGAUCAGCGAAACUUGUAACUUUCGCGUCAUUCCCGAAAGAUCCCACUGUUCGAUCAACCAAUUCAUAGGAAGGUAGACGGUAGAAAGGUUCGAAUAAACGGUGAAUGGUAAGUGUCAUCGUGCUCGAUCGAAUAAGAGGCCGUGAACGAUGUUGUCGUUGAUCGAAAACUAAAGAAGGGACGAACGAACGAGGAGAAGGUGGAAAGAUGUAUAAAAGGAAAGUACGAACGACGAGUACGGAUAGGAGGAAGAUGCUUUCGAACAAUUCGAAAUGCCCCAGCAAUGUUCGAAGCGCGUCGACUCUGAAAAGCGUUGCACGCUCGCGAAAACUGGAAAACGAGACGUGUAGGUUCUAGGUGCGCGUGUCGGAAAGCAAGAUCAACGAAGGGAAUAAAAAGAGUAAACAGGGAAACAGGGAAGCAGGCGAGGUGAAACGGAUGAAGAAGGGUGGGAGGAAAGGAGAAGAAAAAGCAGACGAGAGAGAGACAGCCAGAGAGAAAACGAAGAAGAAAGGGGUGUAGCGAGCUUGCGCGACGUUCGACCCGAAUCUCUCGUCGGACGUUAAGCCAUCCAGCCAGCCAGCCAGCUAGCUAGUCAGCCAGCCAGUCGGUCAUCCACCCAGCCAUCGGCAAUCUUUUAUCCAACCGUGCUCUACGCUUCUGUGCUUCUGUUGUUUAUGGAAGAUCAGUACUCUAACCGUUGAUAACCGACGACUGCUAACCGCCAACUGGUUGCUGGUUACUAGUUCGAUGUAACCGAUGAGAGACGGGAGGGAAGGAAAGUUUGCGGAAAGUAGCAAGAUGCUCGGCGAGCAACAGCGUUGAACGAUGCUGAGCAGAAGAAACGCAGGAGCUACGGCGGAUUGACAGUUUCGGGAUUGGAAUUGGAAGUGGCGCAUCCUUUGGAAUGCGUGCGCCAACGAUACCGAACCCUUGCGGCUGGGGAAUCUUGCUUCUCCUUGUUUUCGUAUUGGCCACCCCCAGUCCUGCCGCCAUUCACAAAGCGGAUGGCGAUCAUUGCAACAAAACGGUGGACGUGUACGAAGACGUGUCGAGUCCAGCCGUGACUUCGGAGAAUUGGGGGAAGCCUUUGUUCUGCUGGUACCGUUUCCGCGCAUUCCGCGGAACGCCACGGGACUGGAUACUACGCGUUCGCUUCAAAAAGUUUAAAGUCGGUGUGCUGGAGAACGCCACCACCUGUUCCGGAGGUUAUUUGCAGAUCGUCGAUGGAAACGCAAAGACGGAGGUGAGCAAUCGGAAGGAUCCCGGCGUCUAUUGCGGAGAAUCGGAACAGCCGCAGACGUUCAUCUCCGAGACGAGCUUCGUGCGACUGAUCUUCCACGCGGACAACUUCACCGAUCAGACGUACUUCAGCUUCGACUCCCGAGCGGAGCAACAGUUCGAGGUGUACCUGAGGUACGGCCAGCAUCCGGAACUGUACCCGCACCGGAGAGGCGAGAUCGUUCCCGGGAGCUACUGCGAGCGAAUCUUCAAGGAUUGCCGGCUGCAGACCUGCUACGUCCAGAGCCCGGCGUACCCGGGCAUUUACCCGCGCGCGUUGCACUGCAAGUACCGGCUGAACACGCGGCUGCCGUUCAUAAAGCUCUACAUCGAGAACGAAGAGUUCAACAUCGACGGUCAGAGAUGCGAGAACAUCAUGACCUGCCCGAUGAGACCGAUAAGCUCCGGCUCGGAGCACUGCCCGUACGACUACAUACGCGUGUACGACGGCAAAGACGAGUCGAGUCCGGUGAUCGGCACCUUCUGCGGAAUGGGCAAGUUCCCGUACAGCAUCAUCGGCACCAGCGAAGACCUCUACGUCGAGUUUGUCUCGUCGCCGGCCGGUCCGCUGCUGAACACCGGGUUCCACUUCAACGUGGGCAAUUGGCCGGGCCACGUGGAGACCGCCGGCGUCCGCAACGGCAGCUGCGACUGGCUGUUGAACAGCGAGUCCCUGCACACCGGAAACGACGGGAUAUUCCUCUCGGUGGCCCACUGGUAUCCGCCGCACACCAGCUGCACCUACCUGCUGAAGGGCCGCGUCGGCGAGAUCGCUAGGCUCUACUUUCCCAGUUUCCGCGUGAACCGCAUCGAGUCGCCGAUACAGCCGUACGACGGCGAUUGCGGCGAGAGUCUGACCCUCUACGACGCCGACUGGCCGGACGACGCGAGGAUCAUCAAAACGUUCUGCGACACGUUCAGCAAGCCUAUGGAGAAGCACGACUUCGUUUCGAGCUCGAACGCUCUGUUCGUCAAGUUCGAGAGCAAAACGGGAAGCUACUCCGGCAGCUCUCUCUACUAUUGGGCGCACUACGACUUCUUCAACGCCUCGCGAUUCGGCGAGCCCGUCGCCGGCACGGAAUGCGACGAGAUCUUCGCCUCGUGGAAAGCGCGUUCCGGCCGACUGCGAUCGCCGCUCAACACUCUCGUCUACAAGCGACCGGGCGAUCCGCCGAUCGAUUUGUCUUGCACCUACACCUUCGUCACGGACAAGCGACUGUACGCGCGCGUCAUUCUGACGGUGGAGUCGGUGUCGUUCAAGGAGCAUCCGUACGCGCAAUGCGGCAACUGCUGGGACAGUCGGGUCGACCGUCUGAUCAUCAAAGAGCCGGCCAUCGCGACUUUCGCCGAGCAGCAGUUUUACCAAGGUCAGCAACAGCAUUCGCAGUCGCGGCAGUCGUACGGUCAGCAUCAGCAUCAGCACCAGCAACACCAGUAUCAGCAUCAAAGCCAGAACCAGAGUCAGCAGUCGAGCCAGAAUCAACAUCAGCAUCAGCAGCAUCAGCAGCAUCAGCAGCAUCAGCAGCAUCAGCAGACUGCUCAUCAUCGGCAGGACGCGGAUCUCGAGAAAGGUCGCUGCAUCUGUCGAUCGCCGACGGCCGGUCCCGGAUCGACCGGCGAGGCGAAGCCUGUGGUUCGCGUGGUCUCGCGCGGAGAGAAGCUCGAAUUGAAGUUGGCGGUGGACGGUGCUCAUUCCGCGGCCAGUUACUUCAAGCAGUACGCGCCGUUGUUCGAGGCGAAGUACGAGUUCGCCCACAGCCCGCUGUGCGGUCCCGCGAUUCUUCCGGCCACCACCGACGGAGAAAUCGAAUUUCCGCACUACGAAGCGCUCGGUUACGUCGCUCCGCCCCGCUUCAUAAAAUGCAUUUGGGAGCUUCGCGUCAAUUGGGACAGAGACGUGUGGCUGCAGUUCGAUAAAAUUAAAUUUGCUUCCAGAUCCUGCGAAGACGAGAAACUGGAAAUCUUCUUGCCCGGCAACCCGGACCCGUUCCUCAGCAUAUGCGGCGAGAACGUCAGCUAUGCUCAGAAAAUGCCCAUCAUCUCGGCAGCGCAGAUCUCGCCCGUGAAACUUCGCACGGCCGGCGAGCGCGGGUUCAACUAUGCGAACGGUCUCGGUGGUGGUGCCGGCGGCGGCGGCGGCGGCGGCAGCGGUUCUUCCGGUUACAACUUCGACACUCUGCAGAUGCAGACGCAGACCCAGGCCCAAACGCAACAGCCGAGCGGUGCGUCGCCGUCGCAAACAUCUUCGGUGCCGAACGAACAGCCGAACGACGACUCCGAGGGGCCUGCCGUGAUCGUUCAGUUCACCGGUUCGAUGGCGCCGGCGAGGGCAGCGUUCAAAAUCACUUGGACGGAGCUCUACCAUCUGUCUCGCGACCCCUCGGGAGUCCUGAACACGCAGAAACUCGAGGAACUCUGCGGAUUCCAGUGUCCCGGCGACACCGGUUGCAUUCCCACGAGACUGCUUUGCAACGGUGUAAUCAAUUGCCCGGCGCCGGAACCCAGGUCCGCGUUUCGGAAAACGAACAACGGCACCGGCUUCCUGGCGGUACCGGAGGAGCCGAACGACGAAUCGAUCGAGACUUGCGGGGCCAACGUGAUAGGCACGCGCGGCAACGCGGCUGGAUCCGGAAACGGCGUCGGCGGGUUCGCCAGCGUGGUAGGCUCCGCUGGCUGGGCGGGUGCCGGUCUGGGCGGCAUCCUCGCCGUGCUCCUCAGUCUCGUUUGCUUGGUAACCGUUUGCAAGAUAUGCAGACGUCGCUCCACGCCGAGAAACAUUCACGUACCUUAUUGAUGCGAACGCGGAACCGGAAUCGGAACCGGAAUCGGAACCGGAAUCGGAACCGGAAUCGGAACCGGAAGCGAAAGCGACUGUCGCCAAUCCCGAUACGAUGCGAAUACGCGAGAUUCGCGAUCGCGCUAGCGAGAACCACUGUUUUUUCGAUCUUGUUCCUUUCUCGAAAAUCGUUCGUCUCUCAUUGUGAUUCUCCGAACUAAGUGUGCACGACCAGGUCCUAUUCCCGAAGGAAUACCGCGACUGGUGUGUCGGUAACCGACGCGUUCCUAUUCGCGCCACCGAGCCGAGUAUAAAUCUAUGAAAGGAAUUUUAUCGCCCCGUUCGUUUAAUUCGUUCGUUCGAGCGAAAAAGAGGAAACAACGUGACGCGAGGAUAAGUGGCAAGCGGUGCGAAACGAUCUAGAGCGGAGCGAGGCCGGGCAGGACAAGGCGAGGCACGGCGAGGGAUGGCGGCGCAUCGUCCAACCGAGUAGGUACGAUCAGCGGACCAUGAAAAACAAUCCCAUGAAAUGACCAGAUGCGACGCGUUGUGUUUCAGAGAAACGCGAGGAACGGGACGAAUGCAACGAUCGAAACCACGCUGACGCGCGGCAUCGGCCAUAUCGCUCGCACGCGCGAUCGGCGCCACGCUUGCUCCGCGAAAUUCGAAUCUCUACCGACAUUACGCUAGUCUCUAUUAGAUACGUAUGUAGAAUCCAUUGGCGUUGCGUUAACAACAAGAGUGCCUGCGAAUGUUCGCACGCGCGCACGUUACACGUUACACGUUACGUGUUCACGCGCGUUAUUCUUUGAGAAUAUGCGAACAAUCUUGUAUAUAUCGAAGAUAAGACGCGUCGAUUAUUUUUAGCGAAAAAUAUGAUCCCCGUCGUGUAUCCGUGUGGCCAUGCGUACGUGAAACUUUAGCGAAUCGUUUCACGCGAUAGGUGGCUGUUUUCUUUUGUACAUACAUAGUUUCCUAAUUGAACAAUUUAACGGAUAUCUUUAAGGAUCGAUAGCGAAUCACGGUAGCCAUCACGGUAGCGAUCACGGUCGCGGUCACAGAUACGAGCUCGCGCAACGCACACAUGCCCCACACCACGUUCACCGACGUAAGUACGUUUUACGCUUGCACGCGUCAAAGUAGACGAGGAGCGACACGGUUUUCGACUCUGAUCGUUUAGUUUAGUUUAAUUUAGUUUAGUUUAGUUUAGUUUCGUUUCGUUUCGUUUCGUUUCGUUUCGUUUCGUUUCGUUUCGUUUCGUUUCGUUU